Molecule: messenger RNA, 6376 nt
Organism: Columba livia (rock pigeon)
Lineage: Eukaryota; Metazoa; Chordata; Aves; Columbiformes; Columbidae
Gene: WASF3
Product: WASP family member 3
Exons: 8
Coding region: 2774-3991 (405 amino acids)
Biological process (GO): positive regulation of Arp2/3 complex-mediated actin nucleation; actin cytoskeleton organization
Cellular component (GO): SCAR complex; cytoskeleton; lamellipodium
Molecular function (GO): protein kinase A regulatory subunit binding; actin binding; Arp2/3 complex binding
Source: RefSeq, a predicted model, not a curated record
AAUGUUGCCACUUACCUACUCUAAGAAUGUAAUCAUAGAAUGUCCUGAGUUGGAAGGGACCCACGAGACUGAGUUCACCUUGUGUCCCUGCAUAGGACAACCUCCAAAUUCACGGUGUGCAGAGUGGGGUGGGACAGUGACGUGCCUUGACCGAGGGGCAAUACAGUGCUUGAUGUACCCCACGGUUAGCCCUCUUGGCUGCCAGGGUGUGCUAGUUUAUUGCUUUUAUGCUCUUCUGUAUUUUGAAGUUUAUACAAGCAGAGCCUCUCUACGACUUACAAGUGUAAAACAAACACCCUCCUCCCCACCCCAAACCAAAGCAACGGCAACCACCACCCAAACCCCAAACAGAACAGCAACAAGCAAACCCCAGACAACAAGAACUAACAAAAAAAUUAUGGCAUAGAUAACCAGGAGUUUUUGUAAGGAGGUUUUGUAAGGAAACUGGUGUAAGAAACAAGGCUAGUGCUUGAGCUAUUCUUGGCCAUCAGUUGUGCAAGAUUGAAGCCAGCAAACUCUUCUGCUUUGUGGAAUCACAUGAUACAUUUAACUGAAACUGCAAUUUGUCUUGAAGUGCUAAUGUUUCGUAAGCCUUUUCCUUGUAUAUGUGUGUCAUCAAUUUAUAUGAAUGAAAUUAAGCACAUACAUUCAAAAAAUGUCAUUCAUUAACAAACCUGUGGGCUACUGUUGAGGCCUACGCAGGACACCUGUCAGUUGACACCACAACUAGCAAUUCUACAAGUGUGCCUGGAGUACUUCCAAAGAGAAUAAUAUUUCUUAAUGAGUAAGAAAAUAAAUUUCUUCAGAGAGUGUUUAACAAUCAGCAGCUGUUGUUUGUGCUGAUAACUCUGGUCCUAGAAAAGAAAUCAUCGCUUCAUCAGUUUCUUCACUUUGUAAGUGGAAAUGGUUUAAGAAUGUAAGAAAGUCUGUAUGGAGUUCAGAUGACGGGUCCCACUAAGUCCGAUGUUCGAUUUAUUUUAGUCGAUUUAUGACUACUUUCAAGUAGUCAGUGAUUUAGGGAUUUUUCCAAGCUGGAGGUCCACCGAAUCAUCCUGUGUAAUGAGUAUUUAUAAACCUGUCACCUGUGGAAUUGCUCAGAUGUAUUCAAAUAGGGAUUGCACUGUUUUCUUGCCUAAUGACCUGUGGCAGAAUGUCCUGCAAUAGAAGUUGAUCUGUUUCUUCCUUUUGAUACCUUCUGGUUCUUAAAUUACAGUAAAAAAACGAAAGGCGAUUCCAUCUCAUGUGUUUCCAUAAUAAUCUGUGAUGUUAUUAGAUCUUUAUUAUGUUCUUCUAGUGAUAGCUUUUCCAGGUUGCAGUUUGCUGAUCUUGUUAGUGCUCUUUUUUGAUAGAAACGAUUUUGCAUUUCUGAUCAUUGUUAUUUCUGCUUUGGAUAUGUAAGUUAGAGUGUCAUGGCAUCUUCUUGAAGCAUUGAGGACUUCAGACCAUAGUCAAAACAGACUUUUUCUGUUUUAUCAUUAAAUCCCCAAAGAAUUUUGUAAAAUUUUGAUUGCUACUAGUAUUUUCAAAGAAGUUUCCAAGUGAUUCUCUGAUCUUUCUUGAGCAAUGGCUGCCAAUUUAGUGUCUAAUGUUAUUUAUACUGGAUUUGUAUUUGCAUUGUCAUUGACUUUCAUUUACUGUUUUAUCAGGCAGUUGCUCAGUAUUGACAUCCUUAAGUUUAAGAAAAUUGAGAAGAAUGGCUAAUGUCUCCUAAUUACAUUCAAGGAUAUCUGAUAAGACCUCAUUUUACUAUUGUACAAUGAUUGCCAAACUGUGGAUAAUACACUCUUCAUUUGUCUGACUUGCUAGGAAUGUCCAGCUUUCAUUUCUCUGGAUUUGAUCUUGGGGCUAAUCGGCCUGUUACACUGUGUAUUCAGAUCCUCUUAUUGUUGCUGACGAACUGGCUACUUACACAAUACAUAUGGUGCAGUUUUCCCUUGGAGGAUUUCUCAGGUCAUCAGAUGUCUCUGUAGAUGUCCCUAAAGUACUUUAUUAGUGUCAAGUUAAAGAUUAUGCAAAUAAAUGAUGUGUCCUUUGUUUUAACAGAUGAACACAUAGUAUUUGAUGAGUGAAUUCUGCCACCACACUUGUCCACAGUCUAAAAUCCAUCAUGUUUGCAGAGGGCUUUUUCCUCAGAUAGCAUUUGUUUUGCCUGUGUUUCAAGCCAACUGGGAGCAAGGAAUUGAUCACAGAGAAAUGCUGUGCUGGAGCUAAUGCAGCAUGUCCUGCUGACAGCGUCAGAGCUGCUUGGUGUUCCCACAGCUUGAGGCAUGGAGAGAGCAGGUACAGGUCUGGUUUUUAAUGUUGCACUGCAAGUUCAGUGUGGGUUUUAAAAACCGGCAGAUUUGUGCUGUUGAGUACAAAUUUGGCUUCCUUCUGCCUCUCUUCUUUUCGGGAGACAUGAACAAGUUCCAGUCCAAAAGGAAUGUGCUCUGACUGGAGCUUUUUGCUAUUAUGUCUUCAGAUGUGAGUUUGCAGCCAGCUGGCUUGGAGCACAGGCAGAGUGAGCAGCGUUCUGUAUGAAACUGCACUUUUAUAUUAGGCUUGACCAGGGGAUUUGCCUCCUCUUGGAAGGAGAGAAUCUACCAGGGGAGGACUGGGAGCAUUUACAGCCUGUACCUGCAAACAUGCUGAAGACAUAUUUGGUGAAUUGUUUAAUGAGGCCAACAGCUUCUACAUCAGAGCAAAUUCUCUUCAAGACAGAAUUGAUCGCCUUGCUGUCAAAGUUACCCAGCUGGAUUCAACAGUAGAGGAGGUAUCAUUACAGGAUAUCAACAUGAAAAAAGCAUUCAAGAGCUCAACAAUUCAAGAUCAGCAGGUAGUUUCAAAGAACAGCAUUCCUAACCCAGUGGCUGAUAUUUAUAAUCAGAGUGAUAAACCACCACCUCUGAAUAUUCUUUCACCUUAUAGGGAUGAUAAGAAAGAUGGAUUGAAGUUCUAUACUGAUCCUUCCUAUUUUUUUGAUCUUUGGAAAGAAAAAAUGUUACAAGAUACUGAAGAUAAGCGAAAAGAAAAGAGGAGACAAAAGGAGCAAAAGCGUAUAGAUGGCACCACCCGUGAGGUGAAAAAGGUUAGAAAAGCCAGGAACAGACGCCAGGAGUGGAAUAUGAUGGCAUAUGACAAAGAGCUUAGACCUGACAACAGGUUGUCUCAAAGUGUGUACCAUGGAGCAUCUUCCGAGGGAUCCCUGUCCCCAGAUACUAGGUCUCAUGCAUCUGAUGUUACAGAUUAUUCUUAUCCUGCCACUCCGAAUCAUUCCCUCCAUCAGCAGAUAGCAAUGCCUUCCUAUGGAGCAGGAGAUGGUGCACAGUACAUGGCAGCAUCCCAAAGCCAUGAGCAUGAAUACAGACCACCUUCCACCACUAUACGUCACGCUACCUUAAACAGACCUCAGCAACCACCUCCACCGCCACCCCAGCCUUCAGAUGGCCAGCAUAGCUCAGUACCUGUGGUACCAGCAGAAUAUGGGAUGCUUCCAGCUCAGAUGGUGGAUUAUUACAAUCCUGCAGGUCCUCCCCCUCCUCCUCCUCCCCCUAUGAUUCCUUCAGCACAAACUGCAUUUGUCAGUCCCCUUCAGCUUCCUGUGCCACCUUCCCAUUCCGGACUGGUGACCGGUUCUCCAUACGCUGCCACUCAUCCCCCUCCUUCUAGUGGGCUUGUUGUCACUGCUCCCCCUCCGCCCGGCCCCCCUCCGCCCCCGCCAGGCCCCCCAGCUGCGGGUCCCUCCCUCUCCCCCUCCCCAAUGCACGCUCCUCCAGCCGAGGCCAAGCGCCAUGAGCCUGCGCAGCCGCCUGUGAGCGAUGCUCGGAGCGACCUGCUUGCUGCCAUUCGCAUGGGAAUUCAGCUGAAAAAGGUUCAGGAGCAGCGUGAGCAAGAAGCAAAGCGAGAGCCUGUUGGAAAUGAUGUGGCAACCAUCCUUUCAAGACGCAUUGCCGUGGAAUACAGUGAUUCUGAUGAUGAUUCAGAGUUUGAUGAGAACGAUUGGUCAGAUUGAACCUGGUCCAAGCUCAGUAGCAAGUUCAUGAAACACUUGGCUUCAGUGAUUGCUUUCUUAGCAAGACAUAAAGCAGGGCAUUAACAUGUGUUAAGGCUAGUGAUCGAAGUGCUGAAGUUGAGUCGGCAUUAUUCAGAAUGCUGUAGCUUAGCAACUCUGGUAAUAAUGAUGUGAUUACGCUUAUGCAGAUCAGAAACUUGUCUUACUUUCAGUAUUUACAGCAUAAUACUUAAGUGCCACUAAAUGUAGCAAAUCAUGUGCUGCGUGCAAAACAUGCUGCAGUUGUUGCACUGUUACAGAACCAGCAUUUUAUUUUACAUUCCAAUCUUGAAGGGAUAAAAUAUAUUUUUUUGACUUUACAUCUUUUAAUUAUUUUAGCAACUUAGAUACUUGUGAAUUGGUCUGGUUGUUAGUCUUUGAGGGCAGUUUAACUAUAUGACUGAGUGAAGAGUUGAAUUCCAUAAAUAAGACUUCUAGCUUUUUUUUUUAGUUACUAAUUAUGCCCACUGUAGUCUAUUCUUCAUAAUUGCUGGGCUUAAGGAUCUUUUUGCCUACAGAAUUGAUUUUAUAUAAUAGUUCUUUUUAUCUUGACAAUGGUAGCAGAAGAUGAAAUGUAUGCUUUGAAGCAUGAAUCCACAUGAUCCAAAAUGACCAUUUUGUGAGCAGAGCAGAUAGGUAGGAGUCCAGCAGUAGGUUGCUGGCUGCUUGUUGGGAGUGUGCUGGGGCUCUUUGGGUGGGUAGUGGACACAUUUACAAAUGAAAGUUAAAAUACCUGUAGAGCUUUUUAGUUUUAUGAUACAGAUCAACGGGAUGCAAUGACUUCAGGGUAGACCUGAUAGAAGCCGUAUGGUUAUUGCAGUGUGUAAAUGUUCCUCUGUUAUUACUGAAGAUUGGAACUUUUAUCAGUCCAAAUCUAGCAACUGGAUACAUUUCACAAGUAUUAAACUUGGUCUUUAUGCCUGUAGGUAUAAAUGUUUGUAAAUAAGUUUUGUUGUUGUUGAUUUGUACACCUAUAGUCAUGACAGAUUUUCUGCUCCCUGUAGCACGUUUACUCAAAACUACUAUUACUUCGAAUGUAUUUCUUUUCCAGUCCAUCUGUUGAUAAAACAUGGGCAGUUAAAACAGUUUUAAUGGCUGUUUAGGUACUAUGCCAUAUAUAUACACCUGUUUUCUCCUUCCCUAGGAACAGUUUCUGCCAUGCUCUCAGUUUUCUUUUCACAGUACAGUAAUAAAAUGUUUGAGUUUAUUUUAUUUUAUAUUUUUCCUUCUUUCUUCUGGACUUAGGCUGCUGCUUUGCCUAAUGAGGUUUUAAAAAAUACAGUGCGGGAAGAAUUCUUUCCUUACCAGAUUACAGUUUUAAUCUUUGUAACUGAAGUCUCAGUAAUUCCAGGUGUAACACUGGGUAAAGCUCCUUUGUUCUGUGAGGCCCUGUCUGUUCUUGGAAAAAAAAAUAAUAGCAUGUAAAAUAAAAAGAGAAACGGGAGACGAUUAUCUAACUUGUGUUUACACAAUUAAGUUUUAGUCCUGAGAAUGUAACAGUCUAACAUGAUGUUUGCAUGCAGACUGUUGGCUACUUCACUGCUGUUUAAUCUGCGUAUGAUCUUCCAGGCUGUGGUGGGUGUCAUUGGUAGGGUGGUAACACGCUGCCUCAAUGUUGGUGUUAAAAUUUACCGUGUAAAGUAAGACCUAUCUCUGCAUAAUAGUGAACAACUAUGGCUCCUGUUAGUUGGUGCCAGCGGAAGGUGCUCCCCUCCCUUUCAGCCGGAGCUGGUUUUGUCUUUGCCUUAAAAUACAGAGCUGGAGGCUGCUUUGUUUGGUGUCCCGCAGUCCGAGUGUCCACCGCAGAGGACGGCGUUUGGCCCACGGCCCGAUUGUGGGUUUCAUCCAUCUGUGAGAGACGGUUUGUUCAGAUCAUCAGGGUGCGCUUGCAAAAUGAUUCUUUGGAUGGGGAGGCUAAAAGCGCAAGCGGGACACAGCGUUACAUCCCCGUGUCGGUGGGGAGGGAACUGGUGGUGUUCUUUUAAUGCACACUGACGUGGAAUAUCUCAGCAGAAAAUUCUUUCCAAGCUACUGAAAUUUCAUAUGAGAGAAGAUAUAUUUUGUGAGCACAGAAGUUGGGCGUGUCUGGAAUUUUGUAAUGUAUGUUAAUUUUAAAUAAUAAACGUUAAACAAGCAGUUGUGACCAAUUAAGAUAGUGUAGAUUUUUCAGUCAUAGUAGCCAACCCGUUUUUCUGAACCUGCAAUGUUGUCCUUUCAGUAUUUUAUUAAUAAAAUGUGAGUUGAAUUCAGUGAUGUAAACUAACAUAAUUCCAGGAUGUUUUUAUCAGUUUUAUCAUACUUUGGAUUGUGAAUAAGUAACAAAUAUGAAUAAAAUCUCACUUUUGA